CCUCCUAGAAGCAGAAGUUUUUCACAACCUCUUCGCCAAAUCGAGCAAACCAAUAGACAACUUACAAUCAUGGACACCAGCAUUACCCCCUCAGGCUCUAGAAUCCCACGGAAUCCCUUCACCCGGGCCUUCACCUCUCAUAGUCGCCAUAAGCAGACCCUCUCCGACUUGUCCUCCUUACAAAGCCUGAACAGCGCCCUCAGUGCCCGUCUAUCGCAGGUACUCCCCCUGGAAGAGGCUCUGCAAUCCGAAGUCACCACCCUCACAGAGAGCCUCAAUGUCCUCUCCUCGGAAGGCGCAAGGAUGAAGAGUGAGAACGAUAGCUUGAGGCAGCGUCUGGAAGCUGCCAAGUUCCUGACUACAGGGUUCAACACUCAAGUGGAAGAGCUUAGUAAAGCUCUACACCAGAGCCUGGCUAAUCAACGAGUGGAUAUGUGGGAGAAUGAUACCGCGACUGCCAAAGCGUUGAGUACCGCGAAAGAAAAAAAGGCAGCGAUCAUGGAUAUCAUGUCUAGCCUGUCAAAGCGAGAUGAGAUCAAGCGCUUUGUUACAGACGUUCUACAAAGCCAAGUGGACUACGCCACUACAGGAGAUUUCAUUUUCAACAAGGAUGAUCUGGUGAGGGCCAUGGAUUUGGAUCCUUCGAUCAAUAAUGGGAGUUUUGGGUGGGAGAUGCGUUUGGGGAUACCUGGAAGUAAUGGCUUCAAGACCGCCGAGAGCGCCGCCAUGGAUGAAACCGUCAUUUUUUUGGCCACGCAAGGUGCCGAAGCUUUGAAAACUCUGCCAUCAACCUAUGUCUAUUCCAGACCCGUCCUCGAAAAGAUACAAAAAUGUGACUGGGACGGAAUCAGCUCGGCAGCUUUUACCAAGUUACGAGGUCCGAUCAGAGACCGCCUCACCUCGAACGCUAAAACACGACUUACCAAGGAAGCGAUGGGACAAGGGACGUUGAGCAGGCUGAGCAUGAUCACUAUACCGUGGAUCGAUGAGACGACUGGAAAACUGAAUGUGGAGAUGGGCUUUGAAUCAAGGGAUGGGUACUUUGAAAGCACGGGAAAGCCUAACACGAUCGAUUUGGGUUCCACUUUACUCCUAGGUCUAGAGAGUUGGAAGCUGGAAUAAAAUAGUGCCGGUAAAGUAUUUUGGUAUGCUUGAGCAGGAAGUAUGCAGCAGUAGGCUCCUUUGAGA
Molecule: messenger RNA, 1188 nt
Organism: Cryptococcus deneoformans JEC21
Lineage: Eukaryota; Fungi; Basidiomycota; Tremellomycetes; Tremellales; Cryptococcaceae
Exons: 2
Coding region: 70-1122 (350 amino acids)
Source: RefSeq, a predicted model, not a curated record